This is a messenger RNA of Dichotomopilus funicola, 588 nucleotides long. RefSeq lists its product as uncharacterized. Lineage: Eukaryota; Fungi; Ascomycota; Sordariomycetes; Sordariales; Chaetomiaceae. The coding region runs from base 1 to 588 and encodes 195 amino acids. The transcript is spliced from 3 exons. The record is from RefSeq and is a predicted model, not a curated record.
AUGGCCCAGAUCACCAUGGCCGUCGAGUCUCCUGACCCCCCUGAGAAAUACACCAUCCUGCCUGCCCAGUUCGAAAUCGAGGUCUCGCCGGGCCGGACCGAAGUUCUGAAUGGCACCAUCCAGGAAGCCUUUGCUCAGGCCGUCGCCCUCAACCCGGACUUCAAGCUCCCUGUCCCAACCGACAAGGUUGCUGGUGCGGCCGAAGGGGUGAACGGGCUCGUGGGCGAAGUCGCGGGCGGCGUUACAGGCCCGGCGGACAGAAAGCGUGCCACCAGGGUCAUAUGCGGUAACUUCCCGUCUGCUGACAGAGGCCGCGCCAUCGAGGCGAUCCAGUAUCUCAUGACCCUCACGACGGCGCCUCGCAUGGGAUCCGGGCCCGGCGUGUGUGCUCGGGUCAGCUGCACGAACAACGCGGCGGUUUAUUGGUGUAACGAUAACCACGGCGUCAAACUCUUGGAUCGCUGGGAGAUGAUUGCCCAGAGCGCCGGGUUCAUCGUCAACACCUGUGCUUCGGUUGCUACGACGGUUGGCGGCCAAAACUUUGAGUCCGGCAACUGGAACUCUAUCGUUCGCGGGGAUAGUUGCUGA